Zophobas morio is the source of this 587-nucleotide messenger RNA. RefSeq names its product cytidine deaminase-like. The transcript is spliced from 2 exons. Gene Ontology annotation, cellular component: cytosol. Lineage: Eukaryota; Metazoa; Arthropoda; Insecta; Coleoptera; Tenebrionidae. Gene Ontology annotation, molecular function: cytidine deaminase activity; zinc ion binding. The coding region runs from base 57 to 527 and encodes 156 amino acids. The record is from RefSeq and is a predicted model, not a curated record.
CAUUGUUCAUAAUUUUAAUACCACGCAGAAAAUAAUUUAAAGUCCUCUUGUUAGUAAUGUCAGCAAGAAAUUCCACUUCUGAUCCUAGCGCAAGUAAUGUUGCAAAAUUUAAAAGCUUGGAUACAAAAAUACAGCAAGUAUUAAGGGAGGCAGUUGAAGCCAGAACCUUUGCAUACUGUCCGUACAGUAAAUUUCAAGUAGGCGCUGCAUUACUUUGUGAAAAUGGUACCAUUUACCGGGGGUGUAAUAUUGAAAAUUCGGCCUUUACUGUGGGCAUCUGUGCAGAAAGGACAGCUUUUGCAAAAGCAAUCAGUGAAGGUAAUAUGAAGUACAAAGCUAUUGCUGUGAUAGGAUAUCAAGAAAAGUCUUUCACAACACCAUGUGGUGCAUGUAGACAAUUUAUGAGUGAAUUUGGCAAUAUUGAUGUCUACGUUGCUAAACCUGAAUUGGAUCAGGUUUUAGUAACUGACAUAAACCAACUUCUACCUCAUCAGUUCAUGCAUCCUAGUAGUGACUAUACAUUUUAGUUUUGUUGUGAUAUUUCAGUGUAAAUGGUAAGUGUAAGGAAAUAAAAGCGCAGUAUAAUA